Patella vulgata (common limpet) is the source of this 4885-nucleotide messenger RNA. RefSeq names its product ribosomal protein S6 kinase-related protein. The transcript has 14 exons. Lineage: Eukaryota; Metazoa; Mollusca; Gastropoda; Patellidae. The record is from RefSeq and is a predicted model, not a curated record. Bases 98 to 1333 code for a protein of 411 amino acids. Gene Ontology annotation, biological process: protein phosphorylation. Gene Ontology annotation, molecular function: ATP binding; protein serine/threonine kinase activity.
ACGAUUACGAAUUUGAGUAGUCCUCAGGGAAUGAAUCAUUUCUUCUAAAUUUCUUUCUUUUUCAAGGGUCUCACAGAAAUGGUUUGAAAAAAAGAAUAUGGGUAACUCUCAAGAGAAGUUACCACUACGAAAAACACAGUCAGUUCCUGAUACACAGAACCUGUCUAUAAAUGAGGAUUUUAAAAGAAAUAAAAGCCGAUUUUCCAAUCGUCUUUUCAAGUUUGGAUCAUCAAAAGAUUUAAGUAGAACUAAGAUUACAAGCAAUGGUAAGGGAGUUGAUGAAACAGAUAAAGCUCAGUGGAAUGUACCAUGGUCGGAGGCCUUGUUUCUUCCAGAUUUUCCUAUUAGGGGAGAUGCCGAGGAACAGGAUUAUGUGGUGAUUGAAACACUUGCUAAAGGUGCCUAUGGAAAUGUACAGAAAGUACAGAAAGAGGAUGAGAAGAGAUUCUAUGCAAUGAAGAUAUUAGAAAAACAACAGAUAAUAGAUGAAAAUGCUAUUCAACAAUGUAAAGAUGAGGCAGCAAUACAGUCAAUGCUCGGAGAUCAUCCAUUUAUUGUCAAGAUCCAUGAAUAUUGGCAGUCAAAAGAACAUCUGUAUAUAGUUUUAGAUUAUGUUCCUCAUGGUGAUUUGUUCUCAUUAUGGACAUUCCAUACCAUGUUUCCUGAACGAUUAGUUCGUAUUUAUAUAGCUCAAAUGGGCAUGGUCUUAGAUCAUUUACAUAACUCAGGUGUUAUUUACAGAGAUGUAAAGAUGGAGAAUAUUUUAUUUGAUCCACAAGGUAACGUUCAAUUAAUAGACUUUGGCCUUGCCAAAUGGUUACAAAAGACUGAACGAACCAGGACAGUAUGUGGAACAUUACAGUAUAUGGCCCCAGAAGUAUUAGCUAUGUGGGUAUAUGAUCAUGCUGUAGACUGGUGGUCAUUAGGUAUUUUGAUGUAUGCCAUGUUAUGUGGCAAGUAUCCUGUUGAUGGUGCUAAAGACCAUAAAGAUAUGGCUAAACAUCUAGCAGACUGUGAUUUUUUAAUGCCAGGCACUAUUAGUGAUGAUGCCCAGGAUGUUGUAAAUAAAUUAUUAACCAAAAAUCCGUUGAAAAGACUUACAGAUCUCAAUACCUUCCAACAUUUACCUUUUUUUGAAAAUCUUAAUUUUACAAGUUUAAUAGAACGCAAGAUUACUCCUAUGGAUGUUGUUCCUCGUGACUUUUUUCCCAUGACUGGUUUAAGCUGGGCACCUUUUGUUGCAGAUUCUGAAGAGGAGAAAAACUUUCAAGGCUUUGAUGGAACUAAUUGUGUAUGGAAUUUGCCAGAAGACACAGUUCCUGUAUUUGUUUAAAGACAGUAAUUUAUCAAGCACAGGAAAUUCUUUAUAUUUUAAGACAUUUUUUUUUAUUAACAUCUGAAAAUUGUUAUGGAAUUUACCAGACAGUUCCCGUAUUUGUUUAAAAACAGUAAUUUAUCAAGCUAAGCAAAAGAAGUUCUUUUUGUAUAAAACAUUGUUUUAUUAACAUCUGACAAUAAUUGUGAGUGAGUGAUUGUGUAGUCAGAUGGUGUUGUUCUUGUGUUGGUUCGGACCAUAUCACAGCUCAAACCUUGUUGUUAUUAAAUAUAAAUGUAUUGUUAUUAUUUGUGUGUGUGUGGUUGUAUUUUGUUUUGUUGUGCAAUUCUAAGUGAAUGAUUAAAUCACCUGAGGUUGUAAUGUUAUGUAUUUUUUUUUAGAGAUGAUACUAGAUUAACCCGAUCCUUAAUUACAGCAUUAAUUAGCAUUGCAUUUAUAAUGAUAAUUGUGCCUAUGUAACAUAUUUAUUAAACUUAAAUCAUAAUUUUAUGGCAGGACCAUUAUCAUUUCAUUUUUUCAAUUUCAUUCAAUCAUUCAUUCAGAAAUUUAAAUUAUCUAUGCAAUUUAUGACAUUAAAUUUUUGUAAUUAUAUUUUGCUAUACAUGUAAUAUAUAAUUACAACAUAUUUAGAGCUUUUUGUACAUAUCAAUUACUAUAACCACAGUCACUUCUAUUUUUUAAACUAUAUUUUAUUAUACAUUUUCUGAAACCUUACCUAAACUUACGGACAUGUAGUUAAUGCAUCUAUUAUAGUACAAUACAAACAAUUGGCAGAUGUUAUAGCUGAUGCACCACAUCACAAACCACAGUGGCCCAGUGCAGGAUCAAUGAACAAGAGGCCCUGCGUUCUAUGCCGAUGUUUUCCCUUGUCAGUGGUGCAGGACAUAGAGUCUUGCAAGGAAAAGCAUCUAGUCAUUCGGAUGGGAUGAAAAACAUAGGUACACUUGUGUUCUCUUUCACUUUCACUUUAAAGACUCUAUGACAGUUUAAUGAAAAGUUGGUAAAAAUGCUGCUCACUGGGUAAUAUUUCCCUUGUAGCAUUCUGUUAGUGCAGAAACGUGAAAUUUAAAUUCACAUUUUAUUUACUAAGCCAUAUCAACACCCAACAAGAAAUUUAACAGAAAUGUGAAUUAUUACAAGCGCAGUAUUAACUGACAAUAUUAUCAUGACUUUGUGUUAAAAUUUUUUAAAUCAGCAUUUGCUAUUAAUAAUAGAAAACAACUGUGUUUAUCAUUAAAAAAAUAUCAAAAUUUUAUUGGUAUUUUAAAUUUCAUAUUUUUAAAAGAUAUGUAUUAGUCUCAAAUUAACGAAAGCAAGUGUUCACCAGAAAUAAUUUUUUGUUAUUACAUAUCACUAUUUUAAACAUGUGGGUUUCAAUAUGAUGGCAGACAUGACUGUAUUUAAAGUACCCGAAUUUGUCAAAAAUUGUGAAUUGUAAAGUGUUCUUUAUAAUUGCUACCUUCAUUGAAGUGCUCUGAUUGCACAAUUAUAUACAAGGAAAUAUUUGAAUGAUAACAUUAUUUAUAUUGAUCAUUUUCCUACCUAUUGUCUUUUUAUCAAAAUAAUCAGUAGAAAAAUAUAGAGUUAUAAAUGUAGUAAGCGAAUUUAUACAUAUUAAUAUUGUCUAAAAGUACACCCCACAAAAAGAGUAAGCAAACCGAGAAGUGAAUGGAUCAAGCAACUAUUAUAUAGUCUUAGAAAUCUUGAUAUCAAUAUACAUUUGUACCAGGACUCAUUUACACUUGAAUGCUACCAGGGUGGUUGAGUAAUCUAAUGUGUGCAUUUUAGAUAUCAUUAUGUCUUUUGGCAUGGUUUGAUCCCAAGCUUGUAUUUGAAAAGGAUUAGGGUCGCUUCCCAACCUGUGGGCUUUCUCUGGGUCCUUUGGUUUCUUUCCACUGCUAAAACCAUGUACGUGCAAGUGAAUUAUUGAAAUAAAAUUUACUAUCUGUUGGUCCUGAAAUGACCUGGUUGGUGUCCAGUGAUGUUAAAUCCCAUCCCUCUCUCUCUCUGGAAGCAGAAUUGCUGAAUUCACUGUUUAUUAAAGGUUGUAUCCAAUCUUAAGACUUAGUUUGUAGAUUUACUGCAGUCCAAGGUAAAUAAGGUGUAAUAAUUGUACGAAAUGUAUAUACUGUCAUAUUUUACAACUCACAAGUCCCUGUGUUUGAAACCAAAGCAAUGUAACAUAGUUCCAACAUCCUAAAAGACAAUAUUGACAUUACCUAAGCCAUAAAUUUUUGUUACAAGUUCUAGAGAUUAUAUAUUAUAGCCCAAAGAUAAGUUUAUUGGUUUUAAGGCCACACCAAUUUGAUUUUCUAUUCUUUAGGUUCUUGAUAAAUAAAAAAACACUUAAAUCACAUGAAAGAUGUUUUGUUCAAAAUUUCAAAACUUAAAAAUUUGGAACUAAAAGCUUUUGAACAGCCAACCAAGUAUUUUUUCCAGAAGAAAUAAGAGGGGACAUUUUUACAGGUGUUCCCGAAAAACAGAAAAUUAAAUUGGUGUGGCCUAAGUAGAAUUGCAAGAGAUUUUGACUUUGUUCAAAAUGAUUUGAAUUGAACUAAAUAAACAUUUGUUACACAGUAUUAGAUUAUUAACAAACUACUAGUUCUGUAUUGAGUGUUCAAAAUAUUUGUGUCUGUAUAGUCGAAGAGGCCAUAAUUGUAAAUAUAAUUUUGAUAGCCAAAGUAAUAUUUUAGACAUUAUAUAUAUUUGUACAUUAUUGCAAAUUCUCAGUGGAAAGUUGUUCUUACAAUUAACAGAUUGUUCAUAAAGAUGAAGACAUAAUAGAAGUUGUUAUUAUUUAUAGGUUUGAUUUUACUACAUUAUUUACUAAUAAACACAUGCAUGCAUUGUUUUACUGUUUCAUUUGCUUUUCAUUCAUCAAAAACUACUUCAGUCUUCAUUAGCCCCAUUGGUGCAGAAAGUAGGAGGUUAAACCUCAUUUCAUUUCAUUUAUUCAUAGACCAUUUCAGUCUUCAUUAGCCCCAUUGGUGCAGAAAGUAGGUUAAACCGCAUUUCAUUUCAUGCAUUCAUUCAUAAACUAUUUCAGUCUUCAUUAGCCACUUUGGCGCAGAAAGUAGGAGGUUAAACCCCAUUUCAUUUCAUUCAUUCAUUCAUAAACUAUUUCAGUCUUCAUUAGCCCCAUUGGUGCAGAAAAGUAGGAGGUUACACCUUUUUUCAUUCAUGCAUUCAUUCAUAAACUAUUUUCAUUUACUAGGUUCCUGUUUUCUGUAUAUUAUAUAUUUAUACAUGUAUGUAUAUUCUAGAGUAACUCAACACUUUAAUAAAAAUAUUAUAACAUGUAUUACAUUAAAACAAGUGGCUAUAGUAUUACAAAUAGUAUUUGUAGUAUUAUAGAAUCUACAGAAAUUGUUUGAGUAAGUAAAAUAUCUGAUUGAAUUGAAAAGUACAAUUUCGUUUUGUUUAUUUUUAUGCAGAAACAUGUAAUGUGGUGAAAUAGGGGUAUCGUUUCGGGCUUUAAUCCGUUUGAAUCCAGUUCAACAUGAUUUUGCCUAUUGAAAAAAAUAAACAAAUUGUUUAUGUGGUGAAUAC